This is a messenger RNA of Saccharomycopsis crataegensis, 633 nucleotides long. RefSeq names its product Arf family GTPase ARL3 (gene ARL3). Gene Ontology annotation, cellular component: Golgi apparatus. The transcript has a single exon. Gene Ontology annotation, molecular function: GTPase activity; GTP binding. The record is from RefSeq and is a predicted model, not a curated record. Bases 1 to 633 code for a protein of 210 amino acids. Lineage: Eukaryota; Fungi; Ascomycota; Saccharomycetes; Ascoideales; Saccharomycopsidaceae. Gene Ontology annotation, biological process: intracellular protein transport; Golgi to plasma membrane protein transport; protein localization to Golgi apparatus.
AUGUUCCACUUGGUAAAGGGUCUAUAUGACAACUACAACAAGCGAGAAGAAUACUCAAUCCUUCUUCUAGGUUUAGAGAAUUCCGGAAAGACCACUUUUUUGGAGAAGCUCAAGGAGCUCUAUGUCGACAAGAACCAAACUUACAAAAAGCCCAAGAGGAUCUUGCCCACUGUCGGUCAGAAUGUUGGACACGUCAAGUACGACGCCAAAGUCAGUCUUAAAAUAUGGGAUCUUGCGGGUCAAGCCGAGCUACGGGGCAUGUGGGAACGUUAUUUUGAAGUGGCACAUGGGAUCAUUUUCCUCGUCGAUAGCGGGGAUCGCAGCAAGUUGGAAGAGUGUAAAGAGGAAUUGAUGAAGAUAUUGAAUCCGGACGAGUUGAUCAACGAUGAGGAGAAGCAGAUCGACAAAAGCAUUCCGAUAUUGAUGUUGGCCAAUAAACAGGAUUUGGAAAAUCACUUGGAAGUGGAAGAUAUUAAGGAGAUUUUCAAUAAGGUGGCAGAGCAUUUAAAUGCCAGAGACAGUAGAGUAUUACCAGUAAGUGGGCUCAAAGGUGACGGAGUGAAGGAGGCGUUGGAAUGGAUGGUAGUGAGAUUGGAACGAAACAAAUCCAACAGGCCUCCGAAUUAUAAAUGA